CCGAGGAUCAGGACAGCACAUGCUUGCCACAGCAAAAAGGCUUCCGCGGGCCGCGCCCGCGCUGCUCCGCGGCGCCGCGCGCCGGCUAGCAGCGCCGGCGCGGGCCGACUCGAACGUCCCGUUCGCGACCAGCCUCAACGCGAGCCUCGCCGAGACGGAUCCGCAGCUCUUUGACAUUGUCGAGCAGGAGAAGCGGCGGCAGCGCUGCUCGCUUGUGCUUAUCCCGUCGGAGAACUUCGCGUCGCAGUCGGUGCUCGACGCGCUGGGGUCGGUGAUGCAGAACAAGUACUCGGAGGGCUACCCGCACGCGCGCUACUACGGCGGCAACGAGUACAUUGACAUGGCGGAGGACCUCUGCCGCUCGCGUGCGCUGGAGGCGUUUGGGGUGACGCCCGACGCGUGGGGCGUCAACGUGCAGCCGCACUCGGGCUCGCCGGCCAACUUCGCCGUCUUCUCCGCCCUGCUGCAGCCGCACGACAGGCUGAUGGGCCUCGACCUCCCGCACGGCGGCCACCUGUCGCACGGCUUCCAGACCGAGACUGGCCGCUCCAUCUCGAUGGUCUCGCGCUACUUCACCUCGAUGCCGUACCGCCUCAACGAGGCGACUGGGAUCAUCGACUACGACAAGCUGGAGGAGUCGGCCACCAUCUUCCGGCCCAAGCUCAUCAUCGCCGGCACGUCUGCGUACUCGCGCCACAUCGACUACGCGCGGAUGCGCCAGAUCUGCGACAAGGUCGGGGCGGUCCUGCUCGCAGACAUGGCGCACAUCUCCGGCCUCGUCGCAGCAAAGG
Molecule: messenger RNA, 791 nt
Organism: Emiliania huxleyi CCMP1516
Lineage: Eukaryota; Haptophyta; Isochrysidales; Noelaerhabdaceae
Product: serine hydroxymethyltransferase
Exons: 5
Biological process (GO): tetrahydrofolate interconversion; L-serine catabolic process; folic acid metabolic process
Cellular component (GO): cytoplasm
Molecular function (GO): glycine hydroxymethyltransferase activity; serine binding; zinc ion binding
Source: RefSeq, a predicted model, not a curated record